UUACAACCUCACCCCUUUCCAUUUCUAUCAUCACACCGACAAAACUCAAAACAAUCGCCGACUGUAAUAGUUAAACAAAUAACGAAAUUAACUCCCAGGUGUACCGCGAUCGUUUUAUUUUAUUGACAGCCAAUUCUUGCAGACUUAUAAUCGGUUUAUCUACCACAUCAUAAUAAAUAUUUUAUAAUAAAACGUGUACUGAGACAGUACGCGUAUAUAGGUAUAUCUAUACAAUUAUAUAAUAUCCUGGAAAUGAAAUUCAUAACAACAAUUACUGCAAUCAUCCUACCGCUGUUCCUGCUAUUUGCGAUCAAGCCGAUCAAUGCUCGAAUUUUGAGAUCCAUUUGGCAAAGUUUAACCAAUAGUAAGCCAGUUGAAAAUGACAUCGCUCCGGUCAUUGAACAAGACGUCGAGGUUGUAAGUGAAAACAUCGGUCAGCCUGAAGAUUUAGACGAUCGAUCAAUGUUUGCUGUCGAUGGCACCAGUUUAGAUUUUGUCUAUUGGAAUUCAGACCUUGGAAAUAAUAAAUCAAUAAUAAUUGAAUUUGGCAAUGAAAAACAAAUGAUUAAUUACUGGAUUAGGGGUGAACCUUUAAUAGUUAUAACACAUGGAUGGCGUGGAUCAGAUGAAGACGACAAAGGAGUGUUUGCUAUAAAAACCGCAUAUGUGGAUAUUGGAGGAUUCAAUGUUAUCACUGCAGAUUGGAAUCGGGUGGCGAAAAAUCUACUGUACCCAAUGCCGGCCUAUUUAACCGCUCAGGUGGGUUCCAUAAUCGCCAAAUUAUUGGAAAAUUUUGUUAAUCUUGCGGUGAUUGACCCGUCUGAUAUUCAUGUUAUUGGCCAUAGUCUUGGUGCACACGUGUCUGGAGCAUGUGGUGCUGCAUUCAGCCUUGGGAAAAUUGGCAGAAUUACAGGUCUAGACCCAGCUGGUCCUGGAUUUGAGUACGUGUCAUUGCGUUCAGACCAAUUAGACAGUACUGAUGCAACAUUUGUGGACGUGAUCCAUACGGCAACGGGGACAGCUGGAUACUCAAAACCCUUAGGACAUGCCGAUUUUUACCCAAACGAGGGGAAGCCCCCUCAACCGGGAUGUUUAGAAUCAUACAUGCCAAGCGCUUUUGUAAGCCUCAUCGGCUGCAGUCAUUCAAGAUCGCAUCAAUUUUACACAGAUUCCAUUUACCAUAGAUACUCGUUUAUAGCUACACAAUGUCCUACAUGGGACGAGUAUACGAGUGGCGAAUGUAAAAAUAAUACUAAAAGUCCUAUGGGACAUGACGCAGAUCCAAAAGCAAGUGGAAUUUUUUAUCUGGAGACCAAUGGUGUUGCCCCUUAUGGAAUGUCGAAAGUCACACCGCGAAAAACAUAAACUAUAUACUUAUACUCUCACAUAUGGUUCUUUUUUAUAUUUAUGUACAGUUUGUUUAGUAUUGUAU
Messenger RNA from Melanaphis sacchari, 1432 nucleotides. Its product is annotated as lipase member H-B-like. The record is from RefSeq and is a predicted model, not a curated record. Gene Ontology annotation, molecular function: lipase activity. Gene Ontology annotation, biological process: lipid metabolic process. Bases 253 to 1365 code for a protein of 370 amino acids. The transcript is spliced from 7 exons. NCBI's taxonomy places the organism in Eukaryota, Metazoa, Arthropoda, Insecta, Hemiptera, Aphididae.